AUGGAGUUAGCUCACAGUUUACUACUUAAUGAAGAAGCUUAUAACCAGCUUGGUGAAUUUCAGAAAGCAGAGUUCAUUUUUGAAUGGCUGCAGUUUUUGGAAAGACUCUUACCAGUGACUAGCAGAGCUGAUAUAAGGGAAAACCAGAAGAAACUGGUUGAACAAUUGACUUCUUUAUUGAACAAUUCACCAGGACCUCCUACCAGACGGCUUGUUGCCAAGAAUUUAGCUGUACUUUAUAGCACUGGAGAGACUUUUUCUGUUUUCCAAACAAUUGACAAAUGCAAUGAACUAAUUCGGAGUAAAGAUGAUUCACCAAGUUAUCUGCCUACAAAACUUGCUGCAGUGGUUUGCUUGGGAUAUUUAUACAAAAAAUUGGGAAGAAUUUUGGGAAGCAGUUUUACUGACACCGUUGGGAAUGUGCUUAAAGCAAUGAAGAAUGCAGAGUCUCAAGGUCGUUAUGAAAUCAUGCUUAGUUUGCAAAAUAUAUUAAAUGGUUUAGGAGGAGCUGCUAUCCCCUGUCACAGAGAUAUUUACAAAGCUGCCCGAUCAUGUUUGACAGAUCGCUCCAUGGCCGUACGCUGUGCUGCUGCAAAGUGUCUCCUUGAACUUCAGAAUGAAGCAGUAUUUAUGUGGACUACAGACCUGGAUAGUGUUGUGACCUUGUGUUUUAAAUCCUUUGAAGGUUCCAAUUAUGAUGUACGAUUAGCAGUUUCAAAAGUUUUAGGCACAGUCUUGGCUAGAGCUCUAACAUCUAAACAGACACCAGCAUCCACCAGGCAUAACUUCCGCAGAAUCACUUUGGAAGAAGUUUUGGAACUGUUGGGAACUGGAUUUCUGCGUGGAAGUUCUGGAUUUCUACGAGCCAGUGGCGAUAUGUUGAAAGGGACCAGUUCAGUCAGCAGAGAUGUUAGAGUUGGUGUCACCCAGGCAUAUGUGGUAUUUGUCUCUACAUUAGGAGCAAAAUGGCUUGAAAGGAACUUCUCUACCUUCCUUUCCCAUAUUCUAGAUCUGGUGUCUCAGUCUCACCCUAAGGCAAUUCAGAGUCAGACGGAUGCCAUCGGCUGUCACCGCUGUGUUUCAUUUAUCCUUCGAGCUACAGUAGGAGGCCUUCUUGGGGAAAAAGCUCAAAUUGCAGCUGCCAAGGAGAUUUGUCAGGCCAUCUGGAAACUGAAGAAAGUUGUGGAUGCUGCAAUGAGUGACACUAACUUGGAAACAAGAACUAAUGCAGCGGAUGUAACAGCAAGUCAGCAUGUGCUGGUGUGCGCACUUCAGGAGCUCGGCAGUCUAAUUCAUGGCUUAGGAACUACAGCUGCACCACUACUGCAAGACUCCAGUAUAGGAGUUCUGGAAGCAGUAAUUUCUGUCGUUCUUCAUCCCAGCAUUCCAGUUAGACUAACAGCAGCCUGGUGUUUACGCUGUAUUGCAGUAGCAUUGCCCUCCUGUGUGUCCCUACUGUUGGAUCGUUGCAUUGAACGUCUUAAUACAUUGAAAUCUUCCCCAGAAGCAGUAACUGGCUACAGUUUUGCUAUUGCUGCUUUGCUGGGUGCAGUAAAACAUUGUCCUUUAGGAAUUCCACAUGGAAAAGGAAAGGUAAUCAUGACAUUAGCAGAGGAUUUGUUGUUCUCUGCUUCUCAGAACAGUCGCGUUUCACUGCAGCGAACACAGGCUGGAUGGCUGUUGGUAGCAGCCCUCAUGACAUUAGGUCCUGCAGUUGUCCAACACCAUCUGCCACGAAUGCUGUUAUUGUGGAAGUGCAUCUUUCCAUCAUCUCCUAAAGACCUAGAAACAGAAAAGACACGAGGAGAUUCAUUUACCUGGCAAGUAACACUGGAAGGUCGUGCUGGUGCUCUCUGUGCUAUCAAAAGUUUUGUUUCCCACUGUGCUGGUCUUCUUACGGAUGAAGUUGUUCAGAGACUUCUUCCUCCUCUCCCAAGUGCUGUUAAUUUAUUGACACAGCUUUCUUCAAUAAGUAAAUCAUAUGGAAAUUCUUUGAAAACAUCAUCAACAGUUUACAGACAGAAACUUUAUGAAUUAUUAUCAGUAUUGCCACCAAAGACCUAUGAAGGAAGCUUCUCUGCUGUUCUAAAAGAGUUAGUGGCUGACCUGACUGUCCCAGAUAGCCAGAUCGACGCCUCUACGUUCUUGCUUCCACCCCUUUGUCAUGAGAAUGAUCUCCUUUUACUUGGUCCCUUACUGCAGGAGACUGACCACCGAUUUAUCGAAGAGCAGCUCCUUUUAGGUAACAGCACAGCUGGUGGCAGCCUGGAGUAUGACCCCCACUCAAUUUAUGAGAAAGCUGCAAAAGGUGAUUCAGUACCUAAACCACUACCUCCUGUAUUGUCUGUUAUCAGUGCAGCAACUCGUCUUUUUGGAGUUAUGUUUUCCCAUGUAGCAGAAUCUCACAGGCUCCAGGUGUUAGAACAGUUGUUGAAUUCCAUAAAGCAAACAAAAGGAUCACGGCAACAAAUAGUGCAGCUAAAUGUUGUGUCAGCCCUUUCUACUUCCUUAAAGCACUUGGCUAACUGCAAGGGAAGUUUAGGUCCAGAAGAAGUUAGAAGGUCUGCCCUGACAUUGGUAAUGGGUGCCUUGGAAAGCAAUAAUCCACUCCUAAGGUGUGCUGCUGCAGAGUGUUUGGCCAGAUUGGCACAGGUGGUUUCUGACAGUGCCUUCACUGCUGGAUUAGCACAAGUCAGUUUUGACAAGCUAAAAUCUGCUAGAGAUAUGGUAUCAAGAACAGGUCAUUCUUUGGCUCUGGGAUGUCUGUACAGGUACCUAGGAGGAAUAGGCUCUAGUCAGCACCUGAAUGCAUGUGUUGGGAUCCUUUAUACUUUAUCUCAGGACAGUACUUCUCCUGAUGUACAGGCAUGGGCACUACAUUCGCUGUCACUGAUAGUAGAUCUAGCUGGGCCCUUAUAUCACGUCCAUGUGGAACCUACCUUGUCUCUUGUCCUCAUGUUAUUGUUGACUGUGCCUCCUGCUUACGCUGAAGUUCACCAAAGCCUUGGUCGCUGUUUAAAUGCACUUAUUACCACACUGGGUCCUGAGUUGCAAGGCAGCAGUACAACAGUUUCAGCCUUAAGAACUUCCUGUCUCCUUGGAUGUGCAGUGAUGCAGGAUAAUCCCGAUUGUCUUGUUCAGGCUGAAGCAAUCUCUUGCCUUCAGCAGCUUCACAUGUUUGCUCCUCGACAUGUCAACUUGUCUAGCCUUGUAAGCUGCCUGUGUAUGAAUCUCUGUAGCUCAUAUUUAUUACUGAGACGGUCGGUAGUAUCUUGCUUACGUCAGCUUGUGCAAAGAGAAGCUGCAGAGGUAUCAGAAUAUGCUGUUGCAUUAGUUAAAGAGAGCAGAGAAGAUUUUACUCCAGGUAAUUGGGGUUUAUGUGGUUGCUACUGCUCACAGACUUUGUUCUUAUCAGAUGUUAACAUCAGAGAAAUAGGCCUGGAGGGGGCAUUGCUGAGCUUGCUGGACAAAGAGUUGGAUCAAAGACUGUGCCAAGAUAUCAAAGAAACUCUGACUCAUAUGCUUACUUCAAUGGCAGUUGAAAAGCUCUCUUUUUGGCUGAAGCUUUGCAAAGAUGUCCUUGCUGCCUCAGCUGAUUUCAAUACAGUAGCUUCACUAGAUACCACUCAAGAAGAGGAAACUGCCAAAGUAGACGAUGCAUCUGUAUUAACGUCUGACAGUGAUGAGAGAUUCCAUCCAUUCAGGAAUCCACGAUGGUCUACCAGAGUUUUUGCUGCAGAGUGUGUUUGUAAAAUUAUAAGCCAGUGUGAAAAUGCAGGCAGUGCACAUUUUGACAUAACUUUGGCUCAGGAAAGAAAACAACGUGAUUCAAGAGGUGACUUUUUGGUUUUGCAUUUAGCUGACUUGAUCCGUAUGGCUUUCAUGGCUGCCACAGAUCACAGUGACCAACUUCGUCUUUCUGGGCUUCAAACUUUGCUAAUUGUUGUUCGGAAGUUUGCGGCUGUUCCAGAACCAGAGUUCCCAGGUCAUGUAAUUCUGGAGCAAUAUCAGGCUAAUGUUGGAGCAGCACUUAGGCCUGCCUUUGCUCCUGAAACUCCUCCUGAUGUCACAGCAAAAGCAUGUCAGGUAUGCAGUGCCUGGAUAGCAAGUGGUGUAGUAAGUGAUCUUAAUGACCUUCGAAGGGUUCACCAGUUGCUUGUGUCCUCUUUGGUCAAAGUUCAGGCUGGGAAAGAAGCACAAAGUCAACAAUAUAAUGAAAGCACCUCAACUAUGGAGAUACUGGCUGUGCUUAAGGCUUGGGCAGAGGUUUACAUAGUUGCAGUUGAAAAGCAGAAAAAUCAAAGUGAUGCACAAAACCACCAUUUAAACAUUGCAAACUCUGCAGAAGAAGGCUACAGAGAUGUAACAUCUUCAGCCACUGGACUUCUGGACUUGGUACAGGCAGAUCUUGGAACACUGAGCAAACUCUGGCUUGCUGCACUUCAAGAUUUUGCUCUCUUAACUUUGCCUUCAGAAUACGCAUUGCAACUACCUGCUGAAGGUGGUACAUUUUAUACAGCAGAGACAAUUGAAAAUGCCAGACCUCAUUACUACAACUCCUGGGCACUAAUACUUUAUGCUACAGCAUUAUGGCUUACUAGCACAGGUUUCAUUGUUGUUGAUCCAGAUGAAGGAGUUACUAAUCUCUCUAGACCUGUCACCCCGACUACAAUGUGUCAAGAUUCUUCUACCAGACCCUUGGUGAAAUCUCCUGAGGAUGUGAAUACUGACAGAUUUCAUCUUCUCUUGGGAAUUAGCGUGGAAUUCCUCUGCUCUCCUCGGUCAGAUGCAGCAAUGGAGAGUAUUAUUGCCUGUUUACGGGCCCUACAGGCACUCUUUGAUGUUCCAUGGCCGAGGUCAAAAAUAGGUGGUGAUCAGGAGCUGGGUGUAGAGCUGCUGAAUGUUUUACAUCGACUGAUACUGACCAGAGAAUCACCUGAAAUUCAGCUUGCUGCCCUGGAAGUGGUUCGGCUGAUUCUUUUUGCAGCUCAGGAACACGUGAAGGAGAAGCGGAGAAGUGCAGAAGUUGAUGAUGGUGCUGCAGAAAAGGAAACGUUACCAGAAUUUGGAGAAGGCAAAGACACAGGAGGACUGGUGCCUGGGAAAUCAUUAGUCUUUGCAACACUGGAGUUGUGUUUUUGUAUUCUUGUCAGACAGCUUCCCCAGCUCAACCCUAAAUUAACUUGUAGCCCUGCAGUUCAAUCUGGAAAACAUUUGUUAUUGUCAGAAGAUGGAAGCAGACUAGUAGCAGCAGCAUUAGUUAUUCUCUCUGAUGUUCCUGCAAUCUGCUCUCCUGAAGGAAGUGUUUCAGUUCUUCCUACUAUCUUGUACCUAAUGAUUGGAGUACUUAAAGAGACUGCUGUGAAAGUGCAAGAUGGUCAGUUACCCUUGACAGUUGCUGCAUCUCUACAAGCUCUUAAAGGACUCUUGUCUUCUCCAAUGGCUCGAGCAGAGAAGAGUCGGACUGCUUGGACUGAUCUUCUAUGUAGCGCUUUGAUCACAGUGCUUGACUAUGGGCUUCUCCAAGAACUUGAUGAAGUUAGCCUGCUUACUGCUAUUACAUUAUUUAUUAUAUCUACCAGUCCAGAAGUUACUACCUUAGAGUGCCUUCGAAAGCGUUGUAUUGAGAAGUUUAAAAUAACACUUGCCUCAAAAGAUCCCCUUGUGCAGUAUAAGUGCUACCAGCUGCUGCACUCCAUCUUUCAGCAUCCAAACAAAACUGUGUCAUAUCCUUACAUUCAUUCUCUAGUACCAUCCAUCGUGGGAAAAUUGCAGGAAACAGAAAAAGCAAAACCUGAAAAUGCUGCAGAACUUCAAGUCAUUCAGGAGGGAAUAAAGUUGGUUACAUCUCUUAUAGCCAUGGCUGAGGAAGAGCACCGUGCUCAUUUGGUGGCCUGCCUUCUUCCUAUUCUUAUUUCCUUUCUUUUGGAUGAAAAUGCCCUGGUUUCUGCUACAAACUCAGCAAAAAAUCUACAUGAGUUUGCUUUGCAAAAUCUGAUGCAGAUUGGUCCACAGUACUCAGCAGUUUUUAAAAAACUGAUGGCUUCCUCUCCAACUAUGAAAGCCAGGCUUGAGUCAGCUGUAAAAGGCAAUCAAGAAAGCAUCAAAAUGAAGACUGCUAAACAUGCAAAGAAUCCUGGAAAAAGUUCAAGCAUUCAGCUAAAGACCAAUUUUCUUUAACAUCUGAUAUUGUUAUACUAUGCACUUUGAUAUCAACAGCAAAAAAAUUCUCUUUUAAUUUCUAAUCGGAGUAGGAUCACUAUCAGUUGUUCUCAUGUAUUUCUGUUUGCACUGAGGUAUUACAGAAAGUUUUUAAGAGAAAGCAAACCUUUGAUAACUUUCUGUUAGCAUAAGACUUCUUAAACAUCUCUAAAUACUGUGAAUAAAUCUAUCAGAGAUCAUGUAAUCUGUAUUUUUUUAUUAUUUUGGACUAAAAUUCCAGAAAUGCACAUGCCUGUA
This is a messenger RNA of Chaetura pelagica (chimney swift), 6459 nucleotides long. It is a transcript of the gene HEATR5A, whose product is annotated as HEAT repeat containing 5A. The transcript is spliced from 35 exons. Bases 1 to 6180 code for a protein of 2059 amino acids. NCBI's taxonomy places the organism in Eukaryota, Metazoa, Chordata, Aves, Apodiformes, Apodidae. The record is from RefSeq and is a predicted model, not a curated record. Gene Ontology annotation, biological process: retrograde transport, endosome to Golgi; intracellular protein localization; endocytosis. Gene Ontology annotation, cellular component: endocytic vesicle; membrane; Golgi apparatus.